UGUCGACUCUGAUCGCUCAUCUUUACCAGCCGUUCCAACUCAAUCCUUGACCACUCGCUGCCAGCUUGUCCCGCUGAUCACAACUCAGGAAUCAACCCGCAGAUGUCUACAUCCAAGCGAGGUCUCUCCAGAGACGAGAAAAAGGCAAAGAUGCUUGAGCUUUUUCACGAGAAUAGCGAGUUCUUCACGCUAAAGGAACUGGAGAAGAUUGCACCCAAGCAGAAAGGCAUCGUUCAGCAGACUGUCAAGGAGAUUCUGGAGGAGCUCGUAUCUGACAACGAAGUGGUAGCUGAGAAAAUUGGGACAAGCAAUUAUUUCUGGUCCUUCCCCUCUGCAGCGGGAGCAACGAAACAAGCCGCCCUCGCCAAAGCUCAAAGAGAGCUUGAGGAAGUCACGAGCAAAAUUGCAGAAGUCAAUGCAGGGCUCAAGGCCGCAGAGAAAGAUCGAGAAGAUACACCAGAGCGUCGCAAGCUUCUUUCCACGCUCUCAGACCUACAAGCCGAGAACAAGACCCUCAAAGAUGAAUUAGCUGCGUUUGGAGCUGCUGAUCCGGCAAGACACGAGAGGAAGAUGCAAGCUGUGGAAGUGUGUAAAGAGGCCGCAUUGAGGUGGACAGACAACACCAUUGUCCUGCUUCAAUAUGCGGCUGGUCUUGGCGUUGAGCCGGACACUAUCCGUCAGGAGCUUGGAAUCACCGAAGAGUGGGAAGACCUCCAAAUUUGAAGCCAUUCCAAGCCUGGAGCGCAAUCAUCGGAUCCUCAAUCGAUAGUCUUUUCACCCUCAAGCAUCGCUUCCGUUUCCCCUCUUCGCAUAAUCCACGAUGCGAGUCUUGGUCAAGUAAAGUAAAUCCCACCGCCAUCACUCGCAACUCGGUCAUAGCUCGCUCUCUCGCAUCCGAUAUGUAUACCUCAAGAUCCGCAAGUCUCGUCAGUCACCUGUUACCCGGAGGCUCCGAUACCUUACUGAUUGAUAAACAAUGUUCAUCAAAAGACA
Kockovaella imperatae is the source of this 993-nucleotide messenger RNA. Its product is annotated as meiotic nuclear division protein 1. The record is from RefSeq and is a predicted model, not a curated record. NCBI's taxonomy places the organism in Eukaryota, Fungi, Basidiomycota, Tremellomycetes, Tremellales, Cuniculitremaceae. Gene Ontology annotation, molecular function: double-stranded DNA binding. Bases 103 to 723 code for a protein of 206 amino acids. Gene Ontology annotation, biological process: reciprocal meiotic recombination. The transcript is spliced from 10 exons.